This is a messenger RNA of Calypte anna (Anna's hummingbird), 5411 nucleotides long. It is a transcript of the gene AP2A2, whose product is annotated as adaptor related protein complex 2 subunit alpha 2. Bases 108 to 2927 code for a protein of 939 amino acids. Gene Ontology annotation, molecular function: clathrin-cargo adaptor activity. Gene Ontology annotation, cellular component: AP-2 adaptor complex; membrane coat. Gene Ontology annotation, biological process: clathrin-dependent endocytosis; intracellular protein transport. Lineage: Eukaryota; Metazoa; Chordata; Aves; Apodiformes; Trochilidae. The record is from RefSeq and is a predicted model, not a curated record. The transcript is spliced from 22 exons.
GCGGCGGCGGUGGCAGCGGCCCUGAAGAGCCCCGCGGGGAGAGCGGGCGGCGGGGCUUGGUUGCGGGGUUUUGGCGUGGGGCCGGGCGGUCGCGAUCGUGCGCCACGAUGCCGGCGGUAUCGAAAGGCGAUGGGAUGCGGGGCCUGGCGGUCUUCAUCUCCGACAUCCGCAACUGCAAAAGUAAAGAAGCAGAGAUAAAGAGGAUAAACAAAGAACUGGCCAACAUUCGCUCAAAAUUUAAAGGUGACAAGGCUCUGGAUGGGUACAGCAAGAAAAAAUAUGUCUGCAAGUUGCUUUUCAUCUUUCUCCUGGGGCACGAUAUUGACUUUGGUCACAUGGAGGCUGUGAACUUGCUCAGUUCCAACAGAUACACAGAGAAACAAAUUGGCUAUCUCUUCAUCUCUGUCCUGGUGAACUCUAACAGUGAGCUGAUCCGUUUGAUAAACAACGCCAUCAAGAAUGACCUGGCCAGCAGGAACCCCACCUUCAUGGGGCUUGCUCUGCACUGCAUUGCUAAUGUGGGGAGCAGAGAGAUGGCUGAAGCAUUUGCUGGAGAAAUCCCCAAAAUACUUGUAGCUGGUGAUACUAUGGACAGUGUGAAGCAGAGUGCUGCCUUGUGCUUGCUGCGUUUAUAUAGAACUUCUCCUGACCUUGUCCCCAUGGGAGACUGGACAUCUAGAGUGGUGCAUCUCCUCAAUGACCAGCACUUGGGUGUGGUUACUGCAGCUACAAGCCUGAUCACCACUUUGGCACAGAAGAACCCAGAAGAGUUUAAAACUUCAGUCUCCUUGGCUGUGUCUAGACUAAGCAGAAUCGUAACUUCAGCAUCAACAGAUCUUCAGGACUAUACAUACUACUUUGUUCCUGCUCCUUGGUUGUCUGUGAAGCUUCUGAGACUGUUACAGUGCUAUCCACCUCCAGAAGACCCUGCGGUACGUGGCCGUCUCACAGAAUGCCUGGAAACUAUUCUGAACAAAGCACAGGAGCCACCAAAGUCAAAAAAAGUGCAACACUCAAAUGCAAAGAAUGCUGUGCUGUUUGAAGCAAUAAGCUUAAUUAUACAUCAUGACAGUGAGCCAAACCUCCUAGUCCGUGCCUGUAACCAGCUAGGUCAGUUCUUGCAGCACCGAGAAACUAAUUUGCGUUACCUGGCACUGGAAAGCAUGUGCACGCUUGCCAGCUCUGAGUUCUCACACGAGGCUGUGAAAACACACAUAGAAACAGUUAUCAAUGCCUUGAAGACUGAGAGGGACGUGAGUGUGAGGCAGAGAGCUGUGGAUCUCCUGUAUGCCAUGUGUGACAGAAGCAAUGCCCAGCAGAUUGUGGCUGAAAUGCUGAAUUACUUGGAGACUGCUGAUUAUUCCAUUAGAGAAGAAAUUGUUCUGAAGGUUGCAAUUUUAGCUGAGAAGUAUGCAGUUGAUUACACCUGGUAUGUGGACACAAUCCUGAAUCUGAUUCGCAUUGCUGGUGACUACGUCAGUGAAGAGGUGUGGUACAGAGUUAUCCAGAUUGUCAUCAACAGGGAUGAUGUCCAGGGGUAUGCAGCAAAGACUGUUUUUGAGGCCCUUCAAGCUCCAGCAUGCCAUGAGAAUCUUGUAAAAGUAGGUGGCUACAUCUUGGGAGAAUUUGGAAAUCUGAUAGCAGGUGAUCCAAGAUCCAGUCCCCUCAUCCAGUUCAACUUGCUACAUUCCAAGUUUCAUCUAUGUAGUGUUCCUACCCGAGCUCUGCUUCUUUCCACCUACAUCAAGUUUGUGAACCUGUUUCCAGAAAUCAAAACCACAAUUCAGGAUGUCCUGCGCAGCGACAGUCAGCUCAAGAACGCUGAUGUUGAGCUGCAACAGAGAGCUGUUGAGUAUCUGAGGCUCAGUACCAUUGCCAGCACUGAUAUAUUGGCUACAGUGCUGGAAGAAAUGCCUCCCUUUCCAGAGAGGGAAUCUUCUAUUUUGGCUAAACUGAAGAAGAAGAAAGGUCCAGGCACAGUUACUGACCUGGAAGAGAUAAAGAAGGAGAGGUGCUCUGAUGUGAAUGGAAGUGCUGAGCCCCCCUCCCUCGAUCGCAGCAGAGUUUCCACUCCUUCUCCCUCUGCGGAUCUGCUGGGGCUGGGUGCUGCCCCUCUGCCCAACGCAGCUCCCCCACAACCCUUCAGUGACAGCCUCCUGGUGGAUGUCUUCACUGAGUCAGCUUCAGCUGUUGCACCACUUGCUCCUGGGUCUGAUGACAACUUUGCAAGGUUUGUGUGUAAAAACAAUGGAGUCUUAUUUGAAAACCAGUUGCUGCAAAUUGGAUUGAAAUCUGAAUUCCGACAGAAUCUGGGACGCAUGUUCAUAUUCUAUGGUAACAAGACUUCAACACAGUUCUUGAAUUUCACUCCAACAGUGAUCUGCUCAGAUGACCUACAGUCAAGCCUGAAUCUUCAGACAAAACCUGUGGACCCCACAGUGGAUGGAGGGGCCCAGGUUCAGCAGGUUGUGAACAUUGAAUGUGUGUCAGACUUUAUGGAAGCUCCAAUCCUGAACAUUCAAUUCAGGUAUGGUGGGACAUUUCAAAACCUUUCUGUCAAGUUACCCAUCACAUUGAAUAAAUUUUUCCAGCCAACAGAGAUGUCUUCUCAAGACUUUUUCCAGCGUUGGAAGCAACUGAGCAAUCCCAAACAAGAAGUGCAGAACAUCUUCAAAGCAAAACACCCAAUGGAUGCAGAGAUCACAAAAGCCAAGAUAAUUGGCUUUGGAUCAGCCCUGCUUGAGGAGGUAGAUCCCAAUCCUGCUAACUUUGUUGGUGCUGGUAUCAUACACACAAAAACUACUCAGAUCGGAUGCUUGCUGCGCCUCGAACCCAACCUGCAGGCACAGAUGUAUAGGCUCACACUACGAACAAGUAAAGAAGCUGUAUCUCAGAGAUUAUGUGAAUUGCUGUCAGAACAGUUUUAAUAUUAACCAUGUCAGUUUUGGUUUGUCCAUUUAUAUCACUGUCAUUAUACUGCAAAUAAAUGUCUUGUACAUCACUGUCUGAGUAAUGCAAUGUUAACCAGUAUCAGCUCCCUGCCUUAAUAGACUUGACCCUUGUUUGAAAUUAAGAUUAUAAAAUGUACAGUACAGGGAAGUGACUUUUUACAUUAAAAAUGGCUUUUAGUGUGUUACACAAAGGGUGUGAGGGCUGUCUUGUGCUUCCCCCUCUCCCCCCCCUUUUUUUUUUUCAUUUUUUUCCCAGAGGUCAAACUUUUAAACUUGUUAAAGGGAAAUUGACUUGGUAUAGCAGAGGAUUUCAACUGGAAAUGGCUGGUAACAUUCUGCCUUAGUGCCUAUAACAGGUGCUCCCUCUGUUCUCAACUGAAAGAAACCAAUGUAAUGUUGCUCUAGAAGGUUAAUUUCAAUGUUAAUGUAGAGUCCAAACGUGGUAGAGUUGAGCAUUGUGACAACUCUUGUGCUGGAUGGAAGGGCAGAUUCCAGGAUGGGUUUGAAUCUGAUUCAAGUGAACGUUUCUGUUGAGUGUCACCAAUCUUUGCAUUUGAAAAAUGCAACAGGACCAGAGUCUUAAAGUAGUGAGCUUGUAAUCCUUUACAUCUUUGUGUUUUCUGAUCUUUGGACAGUGGGCUGUACACAAAAGAUAUUCUCAGUCCCUCUGCUUCUCACAAAUAGUAAGGUGACCUUCUCUGGUAGGUGGUGAGUGAGUACAUGCUUGUCCAUUGUUAGUGAAACUGAGGUGAAAUAUUCUGUUGUGUGUUUUUUCUGUUUCCUGUCAAUAGUCCUCAUGAUGUGACCCAACUUACUGCAGAGCCUGGUAUUGUAUAAAAGGAGAUGUGGGAAGAAAUGGGCCCUUGAAGGGCUGGAAGCCAUGCACUCUGUUAGAUGAAAAUGGCAUUUUAAACAAUGUUUUGUCUCCCAGAGUACAGCAAUGCUAAAACUGAAGAGGGUGAGCAGCUGCCUAUCAGUAGUGGUAGAAGUGCCCAACGUGGUGUAGGACACUGUGUUGAGGCUGAGUAGAGGGCCCCAGAAUGCUCAGCUUUUGUAGCAGAUUUUCCAGCCAGAGCCUUUGUAACUUGUCCAUCAGCAGCCUCCUUGCAGAACUAAACACAACUUCACACAACUUCAGCUCUCACACUGAAAACCUUGAGAUGCAGCACAGGCUGAGGUAGUGCAGUCAGCAGCAAGUGCUACAGGGGACAGAGAAAUGACCUCUGCUGUGUGAGAACUGCACCCUCAGGUCAGGAUUUCCUCAAGGUUAUGUAAAGCAAGGCUGCCUGGAGCUCACAGCACAUCCAGCAGUGUGCCCAUCAAAUGAAGUUUUGGAGUGACAGUGGUGACACUGGAAAGAGACUUAAGUGAGGCUCUUGUCAUGGUCUGCAGCAGGGGACAGGGGUUUAGGUGGGGCAGUGUGCCUUGCAUUUUUUCUUCAGUGUUUUGAGUUAAAUGAUGGAUUUGGGUGACUGUAAUUGGGCUUGGUAGCAAGUCAGUGAUUGUGCUUGAGCUCAAGUGAAGAAUGAGGAACAAAGGUUUGGCUGGGGUCUGGAUUUGAGGAGAGAGUUUUGUUUUGUUUUUUCCUGAAAUGGCUGCUAACUGUGGAUGGUGUGACUGAAAACUUGGCUCUAGAUCUGGUCUCUCUGCAAAAGUUCUCUUGAAAAGUUGGCCAUUUGUGGCCUUUUGAGUAGUUAAUCAUGACUCUCUGAUGACAAACAUUGUGUUUGAGGAUGUUCCUGAGCAGUUCUGCAGCCAGGCUGGGCAGUUGUCAGGAUACUCAUGAACUCCCUGGUGUUUUGUGCUUUACAGGCUGCAGGGUGCUGGGUGGAUGGAGUCUUAGCAAGGACAGGGGAGGAGCUUCUAUUGCAGUUUUUUUUUCAAAUCCUCUUGUCUAGCUGUCCCCCUGGAAAUGUUCUGUGCCCUCAGGACACCUUGAGACACUGCUCUACUUUAGUUCACUUUGCUUUGGUUUAGGCUGUGCUAAAAUAUGCAUUAAAAAUGUGGGAAGGAGGGGAGUGAGGGCAAGUGUCUUUUCAGUGGUAACUGUAUUAAGCUUCUGACCAUUGAUGCUUUGUAUUAAAUGUCAGCUCAAUGAAACCACGAGCAGAAAAGUGAACAAGUUAAGGACAAAUACUUGAUUAUUUUCUUGUGAAUGAUGGUUCAUUUACCAAAGUGAUGUAUCCUGUCAAGCAGACAAAGUAAUUUCUGCAGUAAACAGUGUUAUUGUUUUUAAGUACAGUAUUUUCAGGCAUUGACAUGUGAAAAUAACUGAAUAGCAAACUAGGUAGCAAAUGUUCAUUCUUGACCUACACUCCAGUAUGUAACAUGGUGAUUGUCUUAUUUGUAUAAAACAAAGUUCUGUCAAAUUAAGUGCAUAAUUUUCAUAUAGAAGACUAUAUAUUAGACUAUAUUCAUCAGAAGGAUGUAUUAAGAUUAAAUAAAAGAUUAGAACAGUAA